AUGGUUGGUAUGAAGCUUUUUUCCACGGGUGUGGCCCUCCUGUCCACUUUUAUGUCCACUGCUCUUGCUGUCGAUGCGGAUCUCAAGUCAAAUGUCGCUGUCUACUAUGGUCAAGGUGCGAACCAACUUCGCUUGAGCCACUUUUGUCAGGAGACCUCGUUGGAUAUCAUCAACUUGGGCUUCAUUAAUGUCUUCCCCCAGGAAGUCGGUGACUGGCCUGGUUCCAACUUUGGCAACCAGUGUGAUGGAACAUACUAUGAUGGCACUUAUCUCCUUGCGGGAUGCCAUCAGAUCUGGGAAGACAUUCCUGUUUGUAAGGCUAUGGGCAAAACUGUUCUGCUUUCUCUCGGUGGUGACUCAGCCGAUCCUGGUGUCAUGAGCCACGAGGUUGCAGAGUGGUUUGCUGAUUUCCUGUGGUACUCUUUUGGCCCUUACAAUGCUAGCGCUGUCGAGGAAGGUUUCCCUCGCCCAUUCCAAAAUAACUCUGUUGAUGGUUUUGAUUUUGAUAUCGAGUCUGAUGGUGGUCAUGGAUACGGCUCCAUGAUCGACCGCCUUCGUGAUCACUAUACCAACUAUCCCGAGCAUAAGUUCUACAUUUCAGGUGCCCCUCAGUGCGCUAUUCCAGACCUGCAGCUCAGUUACGCAAUUCAGACCUCCCACUUUGACUUCAUUUGGGUUCAGUUUUACAAUACUUUCGCAUGCUCUGCCCGUGCUUUUGCGGAUGGCUUGACAACUUUCAAUUUUGCUUCCUGGGUUGAUGUUAUUCAGGCCAGCGCAAACCCCGAUGCCAAACUCUUCAUUGGACUGCCAGCGGACGAGGCGGCUGCGGCCAGUGGGUACUAUCUCGAUGAGACUGAAGUCUGGCCUCUGGUUUCCGAGUACAUCGAAAGCUAUCCAGAUACUUUCGGCGGUAUUAUGCUGUGGGAAGCCACAGCCUCGGAGAACAAUACUGAUGCCAGGGGACUGACCUAUGCUGAGCAGAUGAAGGAGAUUCUGUACUUUUUUGCUCCUCCUCCUCCCCGCCCUACACCCACACCCACAUUGACUAUCACUCGUACCGUGAUCCCAAUCCCAGCUCAGACUUCCUCGUCGGUUCCUUCUAGUAGCUUGGUUGCCAGUGUCUCGUCAGUGCCAACUCCAGAGCACUCAACUACACCUGCUAGUGCCAGUGGCAAUCCUCAUUCCAGUUCUGCUACUCCUUCUGGUUCCGUGCCUCCUUCUAGCUCAGCCACUCACUCCACCAUUCCAUCUGGUGCAGUGACACACUCUAGCCCUGCUACUCCCUCCGGAUCUGCUACUCCCUCCGGAUCUGCUACUCCCUCUGGAUCUGCUACUCCAUCCGGAUCUCUGUCUUCUUCGAGCUCGAUCCACCACUCUAGCUCUGUUAUCCCCUCGGCUUCUGCCACCUCAUCCGGAUACCCUGCUGCUUCUGGCUCUGCCGCUCGUUCUGGACACCCAAGCUCGUCCGUCGAGUCGUCGAGUUCCAAAAUUGCAACUGGCUCUCAAUCCAUUCCUUUGGUUUCUACUGGCAAGCCCCAUUGGUCAUCUGUGCAUUCUUCAUCUGUGACGCCUGUUGGCCACUCCACUUUGCCUACUUCCGGCACUUCGCAGGGAUUGACCGAGUCUUCUACCCGGACGCUCACUCACACUCGCACUCCGGUGCCCUCGCGCACUCCCAUCACCCGCACCACAAAGUCAAAUUCCACAGAUGUGCCAAGCUCUAGCUUGUAUUCUUCUACGCCAGUUGCUUCCCCAAGCUCUUCCAAUGUCGUUGCAACCAGUAGUGAUGUUUCCGCUGCUACAUCUUCUGGUGCAAGCUGGAGCUCUACUUUCACUUCCAGUGAGUUGACUUUCAGCACUGGUGCCACCGGGUCCAGCUCCAGUUCUACCGAGACUGGUGGAGUGCAGCCAAGUGGAGGUGAGGGUGCUUCCCAGACAGCUACCAUCACUGCCUCUCCUUCGGUCACCUCAGCUCCCACCUCGUCCUCAGCGGAAACUAUCACAACUGUGAUUGUCACUUCGUACACUGAUAUUUGUCCUACUGGCUUUACCACCAUCUGGACCACUUACACUACUUACGUCUGCCCUGAAGCCACCGCUACUGGUAGUGUGACCAACCCCUCAUCCGGGGCUAGCCCUACCACCGCUACUGUUCCUGAGGGAUGGACCACCAGUGUGACUGUCUGCACUCAGUGUGCCGCCACUCCAACCACUGUGACUCUUACCGUUCCCAUCACUUCUUCAUCGGCGGAGGCAACCACUGUCGCUCAGUCGACAGAGACAGAGACGUGGACUACUACCGUCUCUUUCUGUGAGAGCUGCGGACCAACUGGCUCUAGUGUCACUCUGACUGUGCCUUACACAGUUCCAGCUUCUCUGGAGACAGCCACUUCCACCGGAUCACCUGGCGGCUCUGCUGGACAAGGCAAGGGACCCGGCUCUGGUGCCUCUAAGACCCCUAUCAACUGGUCUUCUAGUGUCAUCCCCGGUCGCCCGACCUCGACUGCGCUGAUUCCCGGAGUUGGUGCCAUUAAUACAUCCAGCCAUGCCCCAUCCUUCGUGUUUCACUCUUCAACUACGAGCACUAUUGGUGGCGGCUCUGGAGCCCCUACCUCCACACCUGGAGGUACCGCUGCUACUACCGCACCAGCCUACAACGCUGCUGGCUCUCGCUCAGAUAUGAUUAAUUUCUUCAGUGUCGCAUUCGCUGUUGUUCUAUCUGCUCUGCUGAUGUGA
Molecule: messenger RNA, 2736 nt
Organism: Penicillium malachiteum
Lineage: Eukaryota; Fungi; Ascomycota; Eurotiomycetes; Eurotiales; Aspergillaceae
Gene: chiA1
Product: class III chitinase ChiA1
Exons: 3
Coding region: 1-2736 (911 amino acids)
Biological process (GO): carbohydrate metabolic process
Cellular component (GO): extracellular region
Molecular function (GO): chitinase activity
Source: RefSeq, a predicted model, not a curated record